CUUCGAACGUCAAAAUACGUUCGCGUUGACUGCAAUGAGUGCAUUAGUGUGCGUGUGAGUGCAAUAUAGUUACAUCCAUUAAUUAACAAUCUACUCUACUAUUGCUACCGAAUGUAUUAUGUUUCACCACACCAACGCGAGGAAAAUACUAAAUGUAAAAUAUGACAAAUCAAAUCCGAAUGAAUGAUAUUAAAUAUUUAUCAACACGAGGAAACAAUUCAAAACUACUUUGCCACUCUUGCGGAUAAAAUGCUAUUUUCGCAUCAGUUAUUGAAUAAUAAAGAGAGGCGCCAUUACGCGCAGGUGUGGUUAAAAAACAAUUGUAAAUAUCAAUAUAUCUUCUUAUAUUUUAGAAUAUAGAGUGGCAAUCUAAGAACGCUGAAUUGGAUGAAGAAACUACAAAGUUACGAGAACUCGUUUUCGUAACACUAAAAAAAUUAGAAGCUAAACUAACUCAGAGCUUAGACGUUGCCAAAACGUCAUACUUGGAAAGAGACAAUCUGUUAAAAAAAAUUGAACGCUUACAAAGAGAACUUACAAUACUCAAGAAAAGUAAACAAAUGGAGGAUACUAACGAUAACAAGAAAAUUUUAGAGGAUUUGCACCGAGAGCGAGCGUCUUGUGCUAGAAUGAAAGAGAUACUGGCAGUAGCGGAGGACAGGGCCACGGCGGCGCGCGCGCGCUGUGCCGAGCUCGAGCGCCAGCUCAGCGCCAACACCAGCCGCCCCAAGUGGGCGAGUAGCCCCAAACAAUUGCACAGUAAUUGUCACGGAGUAAGCCAUGACUCUCAUAUAAAGAAAUCAGAGCCUCAAAAGAAUGAAGUAACUGUUGAAGUGUUAUCUAGGCAACGCGAUAAACUGCAGUUAAAAGUCAAAGAACUUCAAGAACGUGCCACAGUAUUAAUGCAAGAGGCUGAGAAGCGGGAGACUCAGCUAACGACUCUACUGUCGAAGCUAGAGGAUCAGGAACAAAGAAAGGAAUCAUCGGAAUCGCAGGCCCAGGAGACAGAAAAACGUUUAAGAGAUCUACAGGAGCAAUAUAAUUUCUUACAAGAACGUUGCCGUGCUUUGGUUGAAGCGCAGCACAUGAAAUGUCUGGAAUACUUACCUCGGAAAGUUCCAUGUUCAUGUGAAGAUUUAGACAUUCUAUAUGACUUGCAAGCAACUAAGAACGCCCUAGGGCGCGCGAGUAAAGACCUGGAUCACAGUCGUGCGGACAAGAAAGUCUUGAAUGGACUUGAAAACGAGAUGGCCGGGGAAUUGCAAACCGAAGAACAAACAGUUGCAAACUUGCAGACCAAAAUUGAAGAACUUACAGAAAAUAAGAAAAUAAUGGAAGAAAACCUGACAUGUUAUGAGAAUCAGAUCUCCGCUCUUCGUACGGAAGUCAGUCUGCUACGAAGUUUUAACGAUUACAAAUCCUGCGAUCACGAAAUUCCCCACGAAGAGCUGGAAAGCCAAGUUUUCGAGCUGUGCUUGCACGUGGAGCGACUAACGCGCGAGCGUGAGUCACUGGCAUCGGAAGCAAUGGCACGCACACUGCUGCUGGAGCGGCACGAGCGCUGCGCGGAGCUGUUCGCACGCGUCACGCGCGCGAAACAUGAGCUCGCCGCUCAACUCGCAGAAACCGUUAAUACUACGCCAUCUGUGCCACACGAACUGGGUAAUCGCGAGAUGUCAAACUUAAUGUCGAAGACGUACCUGAGCAGCGCGAGCACCUGGUCGGCGCUGCGCGCUGAGCGCGCCCGCGUGCUCCGGCUCGAGGGCGUCGUGUACGCGCAAGCGCAGCAACUAGAGCGCGAGAGCCUUGUGCGCAUCAAGCAGGACCGCCGGCGCGCGCAGCUCGAGCGCGAACUCCUACGAACCUGGGCUAGCGGGGCUACCGGCUCACACACCAGAAACACCUUCAAGGAAGCUGAUACCCUAACAUCCGAUUCCUUAUACGUAUGUAAGAAAGAUACCACAACGAAUCUAGAAUCAGCGCAUUGACGCGUCUAUCGCAACACGUUUUCGACAACCUUCUCAUAAUCUUCCCUUAAUAGACACGGUGUGGUCGGUCUUUUCCGCGUUUUAUGUGUUUGGUAAAUUUAUGUCGCUUCCUUGUUACUUAUGUGUUUUUCAACAAGUAAAAUGUCAA
Cydia pomonella (codling moth) is the source of this 2136-nucleotide messenger RNA. Its product is annotated as myosin-3-like. NCBI's taxonomy places the organism in Eukaryota, Metazoa, Arthropoda, Insecta, Lepidoptera, Tortricidae. The transcript is spliced from 12 exons. The record is from RefSeq and is a predicted model, not a curated record. Bases 561 to 1988 code for a protein of 475 amino acids.